CGCAAAUGGUACUGAAUCUCACCGUGACAGAGAUGGAACCCUGAAUGAACUCACUGCUCACAACAGUUGGCUUUUGAUAGUCGGCGUUGGUUUCAAUCUAUCCCACGUUGGAAUCUUGCGUUGGUUUCUGGUUAGAAUGUCGGUUCACGGUUGUUGCAGGUAGUUCACACUCGCCAGUACUUUGUGAUGGGGCUUUUAUUGACGUUUCUCGUGACAUUUGUCGGUGAAAAUAUCAUGUGAAUCGGUUAAAACGGUCUUACGAUCUUCCCUGCAUGAAAGAAUGAAGGUGGCAAGGCUAAAAGUGCUCCAAUAUUCGAGGUAGUUCAACAACUGCUUCUUCAGAAUUAGGCUUCCUAAAUCUGAAAGAUCUAGCAUCGAUAUGUCACAGUCGAGAUACUCUUCUCUUUCCUCACAGUCAAAUAAUUGGGGUUAUCCCCUCUAUUUAUGUGACUGUUGCCCCUACGGCUAUCACAUAGACUUGGAUUUCGUUCGAUAUUGCGAAUCUAUCAGCAAAGAUGCAGAUCGGACAGGUUCUAUCAAAAGGAGAAGAGACAGGAGAAGACAACGAAAAUCUAUGGAAGUAUUGCUAGGGUUGGAUUCCAUAACAGAUCAUUUUGAGAAACAACCCGAUCCAAUAUCGCCAAUUCUUGAGACUGAGAAUCGCCUGCUCCAGAAGCAAGACAGCUUCGAUAACGUCAUAGAUGAUUUCGAAAAAACAUUUCAGAGAUCGAACAACAAAUUGUCGAAUAAUCUACCAGAUGUUACAGCAGUUUCAGAUCUACGCAGUCCGGUGCCUUCCGAGGCUCGGUCAGCUCUUGUUGGACGUUUGGCACUGAAGAAAACUCCUCUGAGGGAGUUUGAUACGUCCCAUGAAGUCUGUACUUUAACCCCGAAAUCUUUCAAGGCCAUAAGGGAGCAGAUGGCCCUUAGCUUGGAACGUACCAGGCAAUUAGAGGAACAAAUAAAGCAGUUACCAGCUCUCAAAGUUCAAAUAUCAACUCUGAAAGACGAAAACGAAAGGCUCUCGCAAACAAUCUAUCUUCUGAACCAAAAACGAGAAGAAUCUGUUAAGAAUAAAACUAAUUCUACCUUAGAACUUUCAACGAAUAGAAGAAGUAGAUCCAACAGUUUCUCUUGUACAGAUAACCAGUAUGAAAAAGGAUUGAUAAGAAAGUGUAUGACUCCUUCGACCAAAGACAUUGGCGUCUCCUGUUCCGUUAUCACCCGGAAUGUUGGUGUGGGCAACCAAACACCCAGUAGAAAAAACGCGUCCACUGUUACAGAACCUGAUGGUGUCGGUUAUGCUGACAAAUGGUUCGGAGAAAAAUUGAAGUUCAUAAACGAUCAGAAUGAAAAGGGAAGAAGAGGAAGUCUGACUAGAAUACCGAUGAUCAGCAAAGCCAAUCAGACCUUCAAGAUACACUCUUAUAAUCAAGAAACCCAAACGACGGCUUUGCCCCAACCUAAAAGGAUCACUAGCGACAAAUAUAUCCAGACGCUUCAAAAACAAACAGCCCAAAAAGAUCAGGGUAUACUGGUCAAACCAAAAACUCUCGAUUUUGGCAUACAAGAAUCUGUGGAAUCCUACAAUGUAGGAGUUUCCGAUGACACCAUAACCGACAUCAACUGCGAUAAAUGUAACGUGGUUAAGAUGAGUGUGGCUGUUGGUCCAGAUCAAAAAGAAGACCAACAUAUUGCACCCGUUUCUCUAGCUUCCCUGUCGUUCCCCAGAAGUAAAUCCUUCAAUUUAGGCCCAGACAAGAUGAGUUUAAGUAAAAGGAAAAGAUCUAUUUCCAUCCAAUACCAGUAUAAACCAGAGAGUUGCACGAAAGGUUCACAGUACGAACCAUCGACUGUGUCAAGAUCCUGUCAAUCGACUGUCAGGACACAUUCGAAAGGUACGCAGCAUGAAUCUAAGCUCAUAGAGAGUAGCACGCAAUUCGACGAAACUUUUAUUGUUGUUGAAACGACGCCUAAAAAGGACAAAACGAAUAAACAAAUAGGGGAAGACAAGAGAAAUGUUGGAUGUAAUACAACUUUGGAACUACAGGGUGUUACGGUUUGUUCAGAGUGCCGGAAGGCACGAAAAGAAGAUGAGGAACUUUCGAAGAAGGAAAAUGCCAAGAUGGAAGACAAAAGAAAGGAGGAGUUGAAGAAGAAGGAUGGACUCGUUGUUUCAAGAAUACCAAAACCACAUCUCACUCCAACUUCAGAGAGGAGAAAGUUUAGAAGACAAGACACUUACACGAAAAUCAACGUUUCGCCACCUCCUGAGGAAAAUUAUACUGUGUUAUCAGGAUUGGACUUAUCAAAAUCGCCUACAUCAUCGACAAAUGCAUUAGAGAGGGUGAAGGAAAACCUCAAAUUUCCAGAGACUUCGAUUGCAAUUCAUCCUCACAAUGAUACCAAUCAUCAAUCGGCCAGUUUUAGUAAUCCUGAACCAGAACCAAACCCAUCUACACCAUUACUUGCAUCAACAACACCUUUACUUGCAUCAACAACACCAUUACUUGAACCAACAACACCAACACUUGUAUCAACAAACACAAAACAUCGAAAAAAAGCUAUGCCUACUAAGGAAAUGCAAGGUGCUAUGAAGGUGCUCAAUGAUUCUUUGCAAAAACAAACCAAACUUCCCAAAAAUCACAGGGCGUUUGAUAUAAUCCAACAGGAAUGGUUUAAGAUAUCUGGUGUUGUUACCGCUAAUCCUUUGGAUGUCGAAGACUAUUUGGAUGCAUUUGAAGACAUGUCUUCAAUGCUCCUCGACUAUGUAGUCAACAUGACCGAUGCCAAUGGUAAUACUGCAAUGCAUUAUGCCGUAUCUCAUGGGAAUUUCGAUGUUGUUUCAAUCCUACUUGACUCUAAAGUUUGUGAUAUCAAUAAACCCAAUAAAGCUGGAUAUACCAGCGUUAUGUUGGUGUCUUUAGCUGACAUUCGGUCACAAACCCAUGCAAAUGUGGUCAGAAGACUGUUCCAGAUGGCAGAUGUCAAUAAAAGGGCGAAACAACACGGACAGACUGCACUGAUGUUAGCAGUUAGCCAUGGAAAGCUGGACAUGGUUAAAAUGUUGUUGGAAGCGGGAGCUGAUAUAAAUAUACAGGACGAUGAUGGUAGCACAGCCUUGAUGUGUGCAGCCGAACAUGGCCAUAUCGAGAUUGUAAAACACUUUUUGAGUCAACCAGACUGUGAUUCUACAAUAACUGAUGUUGAUGGUAGCACAGCUCUAAAAAUAGCCAUGGAGGCUGAACAUCGACCAAUCGGAGUUCUUUUGUAUGCUCACGAACGGAACCUUGUUGAAGCUCACGGACUAAAACACAAAAAGAAAUCAAUAAGUCCUAAGCCCCCGUCAUCGCCCCUAUCUAUACGACACAGCCAUAGUGCCUUGAAUGACAUCAAAAGUAGUAAAUAGAAGAAUUCAUAUAUCCAUAUAUUUACAAAUUUGUUGAUAAAUGUUUCCUAAGAUUCGUCCUAUGUUUAGAGACUAUAUCGCAUCAGUUUUCCAACGACAGAAAAAUAACCCCAUAAAAAGUGCAACAAAAUAAGAAACAGAAGCUACAAUUGAGUUUCAAUAAAAAACAGGUUACUGAAACAUACUUUGCCUUGACUAUCAGGAUCCUGGCAAAAAACAAAGCCUAUUUCUGAAUUUCACGAUAUCAAAAUGAAUUUCAAAACACCCAUAAAAUUUUCCAUAAAAAAAAAAAUUUUGUAUAGUAAGUACUUAGUAUAUUUUGGCUGACUCAUAUUCCCUUUGGAAAUAUGGAAUAUACAUUUGUAGAUAAGAUACCAUAUCAUUCCCUUUUGUAAUAUUUUUACUAACUGAUAUUGUUUCCUAAAAUUAAAACGAAGAAAAAAAUAGCUAAUAAUAAAAUAAUGAUGGAAUAUUGUAAUAGAUGUGAUACUGUCUUCAAACUAAAAUAUAUUUUGGUCCAUAUUGUACUUGUUAUUAGAGAUUAUGAUGUGUAGUUAUUCAAAUGUAAUGGAUGAUAUAAUGAUAACUUUUCGUAUAACGGUUUCUACAGAACUGAUGUUACAUUUUCGAUAUAUUAUUGAACAGAGAAAUGGUUGGUUGAACUGAAAAUCAAUGUGAAAAUGUAAAAUCGUACACCUUCCAAAAUUACUUUGAAUCGACCACCCAACCAGUGAAGUGAUACUUUUUUCUUAUCUUAUCUUAAUGAGACUGGAUAUAGAUUUUUUUGUAAAUUUAUCACCUUGUAGUAGAUGUGCUCAAAAUUAUUGCAAUAUAAUUGAUGCCGAUUUUAAGAGGCAAAAACAUUUUUUGUAAGUAUUCUUGUCCUCUAAGAACUUUCUUCUUCAUUACUCAAAAUGUUAUAUUACGUGGUUGAAGAUUUUCUUGAUUUUUCAACUAAGAAUCCUUUGAUUUUGAGGCUGAAAUGCCUAGUCAUGCAGCUUUCUUGUGAAAUAAUAUUUUGUAGUACUUUAUUUUUAUACUUCUGACUUGUUUUUUAUAUGUAUAAAUUUAUUUGUCUCUAUUUACUUGAUAAUGUGUAUUUGUUGAUGUAUUAAAUAUUCGUUAAUGAGCGAAAUAUUUUUUUCUACAUAGGUUGGGGUUGAUACUACUAAUAUUUUGCUCCGCCUGUUGUUCUCAACUACUUUUCGAAAUGGUAUGUUAAUAGAACUUAUCAUUAGAUUAAAUUAUUGAAGAAAUAUUUCUCAGAACUAUCCAAUUUUUUGUUAUUUGCAAUAAUUCAUGUCAAUUGUAUCUUAAUGGAUAGAAAUAACUGAUGUUUUUUUUUACUUAUACCUAAUACGAAUAUUUGAAUGAUAGCAUAUCAUUUUGUCAUCUAUAUUUAAGAUUUGUAAUAUGUUGAAUAAAAAUUACAAAU
Molecule: messenger RNA, 4844 nt
Organism: Harmonia axyridis
Lineage: Eukaryota; Metazoa; Arthropoda; Insecta; Coleoptera; Coccinellidae
Product: KN motif and ankyrin repeat domain-containing protein 2-like
Exons: 10
Coding region: 380-3409 (1009 amino acids)
Biological process (GO): negative regulation of actin filament polymerization
Cellular component (GO): cytoplasm; cytoskeleton
Molecular function (GO): protein binding
Source: RefSeq, a predicted model, not a curated record